Molecule: messenger RNA, 636 nt
Organism: Vanrija pseudolonga
Lineage: Eukaryota; Fungi; Basidiomycota; Tremellomycetes; Trichosporonales; Trichosporonaceae
Gene: nip7
Product: 60S ribosome subunit biogenesis protein nip7
Exons: 4
Coding region: 41-586 (181 amino acids)
Biological process (GO): ribosomal large subunit biogenesis; ribosome assembly
Cellular component (GO): preribosome, large subunit precursor; nucleolus; nucleus
Molecular function (GO): RNA binding
Source: RefSeq, a predicted model, not a curated record
GCAACAGAUACAACCACCACACCACAACAGCCAACACAACAUGAGGCCAUUGACCGAGGACGAGACCAAGGCGGUCUUUGAGAAACUCACCAACUACAUCGGCAAGAACCUCGUCCACCUCGUUGACCGCGAUGAGGACGACCAGUACUGCUUCCGUCUGCACAAGGACCGCGUCUACUACCUCCCGCUGCCAAUGCUCCACCUCGCAACGUCAGUAGCGCGCCCCAACCUCAUCUCGCUCGGCACCUGCCUGGGCCGCUUCUCCAAGUCGGGCAAGUUCAAGCUCGGCGUGACGUGUCUCGACUGGCUGGCAAAGUACGCAAAGUACAAGGUGUGGAUCAAGCCGGCGGGCGAGCUGCCGUUCCUGUACGGCAACCACGUCGCCAAGGCGCACCUGGGCCGCAUCACCGAGGACACGCCAGAGCACCAGGGCGUCGUCGUGUUCAACAUGGCCGACAUGCCCCUCGGCUUUGGCGUGACGGCCCGCUCGACCAUCCAGACGCGCGACCUCGACCCCGCAGGCAUCGUCGUCUUCCACCAGGCUGACGUCGGAGAGUACUUGCGAGACGAGGAUACGAUGUUCUAGAGUUUUGGUCACCUAGUCAUGUUGUUCAUGUAUGCAUUUAGUGGAGUUUG